Suillus subalutaceus is the source of this 473-nucleotide messenger RNA. RefSeq lists its product as uncharacterized. Gene Ontology annotation, molecular function: protein kinase activity; ATP binding. The record is from RefSeq and is a predicted model, not a curated record. The transcript is spliced from 5 exons. The coding region runs from base 108 to 380 and encodes 90 amino acids. NCBI's taxonomy places the organism in Eukaryota, Fungi, Basidiomycota, Agaricomycetes, Boletales, Suillaceae. Gene Ontology annotation, biological process: protein phosphorylation.
UUCACUGCAUGGGCAUCAUCCGUCGAGACAUCAAAGCUUAAAAUAUCUUGAUCGAUAUACGAGAGAAGUGGCAUUAUUCGUCGGACGUGACGGGAACUAUCCAGUGUAUGGCGCCCGAAAUGCUACACAACAGGAAAAAUCCACGACCUACGAAAUAUGGAAUCACCGUAGAUUGGUGGUCUUUUGGGUGCGUUCUUUAUGAGCUUGUCUCUCCUAGCCAUCAGCCACUCUUUGCCACGGAGAAGGCCACAAUCGAUUAUGUUACUUGGCACUGCAAACUGUCUAACACGGUCAAGUUGUUCCCCGCAUUUGAGCGACUUAAUUCAUCUGUCGCUAGUUUGGUUGCAGGGACCUUUAGCCCUGAUGUGAUAUGGGUUUGAAGAUCUCACGAUGCACCCAUGGUUUGAGAAUAAUGACAUGUCAGAAUUUCAUGACGCGCACGAUCGUGCUCUUCGGGGUGUCGAAUGGCCACA